Molecule: messenger RNA, 2631 nt
Organism: Durusdinium trenchii
Lineage: Eukaryota; Dinophyceae; Suessiales; Symbiodiniaceae
Source: the annotation of a GenBank genome assembly
AUGGAGCAGGUGCUUCCAUGGCUGCGGGAGUCAGUAGCGCCUCACUGUCUCACAGGGUUCCUGAAGAAGUUGGCACGAAGCCAUGGCAGCGAGGAGGCGUGCCGCCUCUUGGGAGCCCUGCAGGAGCGUCGAUUGGAAACCAACGUCAUUCACUACUCAUGCGUGAUGUCCGCCUGCGAUGCUGAGAGAAAUUGGCCCUUGGCACUCCAAUUGCUUCAAGAGAUGAGUCAAGGAGAACUGCAAGCAGAUGUCCUGGUCUACAAUCAUGCUGCACAUGCAGUGAGCAGUUCCAGCUGGCAACUGUCCGUGGAGGUGUUGGAGCGCGCACUUCAGGCUAAUGCCUGUGAUGAAAAGACCUUUGGCAUUAUAUUGGCUGCAGCUCCGCGCAGUGAACAAUGGCUGGAACGGAUGGAACGAGAAAGGAUUUGGCCUAAUACCAUUUGCUACAAUGCGGCAAUAAGUUCGUGUUCCGAUUGGCCGACUGCUUUGCAGCUCUUCUCCUCCAUGCAGUCAAAGAAUGUGCAGCCAGAUUUGCGCACCUGCAACGGUCUUCUGUCGAAGGUGCCCAGUCGAACGGCGGUGAACUUCUUCGAGGAGAUGUUUGCCCUCACUGUGACGCCAGAUGAGAUCUCCUACAAUUCGGCCAUCCACAACUCCGAGUGGCAGACAGCCGUGAGUUUGCUGGCUGACAUGGACUCUCGCUCGCUUCGCUUGAAUUUGCUGGCAGCGAGUAGCGCUGUGAACGCCUGCACACGUGCCAGUGAAUGGUGGACAGCGCUGCAGUUGGCGAACGACAUCUUCUUGGGGGAGAAAGGCCUCCGGCGCCUCCGGCCCGACCGGAUCGCGAUCACCGCCUUGCUCAGCGCAUGUGACAAGGGUGGUCAAUGGGCCUUGGUUUUGGAGCUCCUUGAAGAUGGAGACUCCUUAGACACGACCAGCCUGAGCAUUGCAAUGAAUGCCUUGACACAUCACGGGCAGUGGCAGCGUGCAUGCAAUUUGUUUCACCAGGCGAAGGAUCUGGACCGUGACCUCCGCUCCUAUACUGCUUUGGUGCAUGCGUGCGGCGAGGGUGCCCAAUGGGAAUCUGCAUGUGGGUUACUUGAAGAGGUAUCAAUGCCAGAUACCGUGAUGUUUAAUGCUGUGAUUGCUGCCUGCAGCUGGGAUGUUGCAAUUGGACUGAUCCAGAAGAUGAAGGCAGUUGGGUGCAAGAUGAAUUGUUUGACCUUCGGAGCCCUGACCUCUUCCGCGGCUUCCUCAAAGCAGUGGACUGUGGCCUUGUCGACUCUAUUGGAGAUGCAUUCCAAAGGAAUCGAAGCUGAUUUCAUGUGGAAGAAGACGAUGGCGAGCUUUGACUCCUCAACCUGGCCAAAAGCUUUGAAGUUGUUGCCUUUGGCUGAAAGCUACGGCACGGAGGGCGUGCAAUGGCUCUCAUCCCAUGUCCAGGCUUUGGAGUCGGCGGGACGGAGGUUGCCUUGGGAAAAGGCCUUAGCCUUUCUGGAGGAGCCGGCGACUUGGGGGUCGUCGCUUCCUAGCUUGGAGGCCUUCAAUGCUGUGAUUCAUCUCUUCGAGAAGGCUGGCGCUUGGGACGCAGCGCUCCGAGCCUUCUCAACGAUGCAGGACUUCUCGGUGGAGCCCAAUCGAGUGAGUGUGAACAGUGUCAUCAGCGCCUGUGAGAAGUCGCGACGUUGGCGUUGGGCUCUGAAGCUCCUUCAAGAGCUGCUGGAGGAUGGCAAUGCUGAUGAGGUCUCCUACAAUGCGGCCAUCAGUGCAUUGGAAAAGUCUGGGCAGUGGCAGUACACCUUGCUUCUGUUGGAGCAAAUGCUGUCACCCGACCAAAACGAGGUGUUGCCUGACCAGGUCAGCUUCAAUGCUGCCAUUGGCGCAUGUGCCAAGGAGGAACACUGGGAAGGCGCACUCUCGCUUUUCGCUCUUAUGCAGAGCCGACAGAUUCAGGCGGAUGAGAUCACCUACAACUGCCUGGCUAGUGCCUGUGAAGCGGACCGAUGGCAGUUCUCCCUGUUUUUCUUGUUGAACUCGACGGGAGUGGAGCGAGUGGAGCGUGGCGAGCUGCCCACCCGGAUCUCUCAGGACGUGGCAUCCCAAGCCGCAGAGCUGCUGAAGCUCGUGGAUCCUGGAGACUUUCAACUCCAGGCCUUAGCAUCUACCCUUUGGUCGCUCCGUUCAGCUCCCUGGACCGUUGCGCUCCGCAGCGAGCUACGCCGGCGCCUGCGCAGCGGCCCGCUGCGCGGGGCGCGCCAGGCACAUGGGGAGCUGCGGCGCUUGGGGCUGAGGCACCUGGCCACCUUGGGACAAGUCUUGGCAGCAGAGCACGACACAAAGGCGGAGGAGUUGGAUCUGCUGCGGAAAGAAAUGGCAUGGCGGAUGGAGACCUUUCCCAUGGAGUCCAUGUCCGACGUGGCGCUCAAAGACUUGGCGACCGCCGCGCUGGCACUUCUCUACGCCACCGAGUGUGCUGUGUCCGGCGCCGUGUCCAGCGCCGUGUCCGGCGGACGGCUGCGGGUGGCCUUGAGUGGCCGGACUAAGACACGGGUGGCCAGAGCUGGGGGUGAGUGGACAUGGAAGAACCAUGAAGAAGCUUGGCCCAGCUUGGCCUCUUCACAUGCACCAUGA